CUACAAGAAAACCAAGAUGAAAUUGAAAAUAUGAUGAACUCUAUUUUUAAGGGUAUAUUUGUUCAUAGAUACCGUGAUGCUAUUGCUGAGAUUAGAGCUGUCUGUAUUGAAGAAAUUGGUGUCUGGAUGAAAAUGUACAGUGAUGCCUUCCUGAAUGAUAGUUAUUUAAAAUAUGUUGGUUGGACACUACAUGACAGACAAGGUGAAGUGAGGUUGAAGUGUUUGAAAGCUCUUCAGAGUCUGUAUACCAACAGAGAGUUAUUUCCAAAACUGGAGCUGUUCACUAAUAGAUUCAAGGAUCGCAUUGUAUCAAUGACGCUUGAUAAGGAAUAUGAUGUAGCUGUGGAAGCCAUUCGAUUAGUCACGCUAAUACUUCAUGGAAGCGAAGAAGCUUUGUCAAAUGAAGACUGUGAGAACGUUUAUCACUUGGUGUAUUCAGCACACCGGCCUGUUGCGGUAGCAGCUGGAGAAUUCCUGCACAAAAAACUGUUCAGCAGACAUGAUCCCCAAGCUGAAGAGGCUCUAGCAAAGAGGAGGGGGCGAAAUAGUCCAAAUGGAAACCUUAUUAGAAUGUUGGUUCUUUUCUUUCUUGAAAGUGAGUUGCAUGAACAUGCAGCGUAUUUGGUGGACAGUUUGUGGGAGAGCUCUCAAGAACUGUUGAAAGACUGGGAAUGUAUGACAGAAUUGCUCUUGGAGGAACCAGUCCAAGGAGAAGAAGCAAUGUCUGACCGGCAGGAGAGUGCUCUUAUUGAGUUGAUGGUGUGUACAAUCAGACAAGCUGCUGAAGCACAUCCUCCAGUAGGCAGAGGCACUGGCAAGAGAGUCUUGACAGCAAAAGAAAGAAAAACCCAGAUAGAUGACAGAAAUAAAUUGACUGAGCAUUUCAUUAUUGCACUUCCUAUGUUGCUAUCAAAGUAUUCCGCUGAUGCCGAGAAGGUUGCAAAUCUCCUGCAAAUCCCUCAGUAUUUUGAUCUGGAAAUCUAUAGCACGGGCAGAAUGGAAAAGCAUCUGGAUGCCUUACUGAAACAGAUAAAGUUUGUUGUGGAAAAGCAUGUGGAAUCAGAUGUUCUCGAAGCCUGCAGCAAAACCUACAGCAUACUCUGUAGUGAAGAGUAUACAAUCCAGAACAGAGUUGACAUAGCCCACAGCCAACUUAUUGAUGAAUUUGUGGAUCGAUUCAACCAUUCUGUAGAGGAUCUGCUGCAGGAGGGAGAAGAAGCCGAUGAUGAUGACAUAUACAAUGUGCUCUCCACAUUAAAGAGGUUGACCUCUUUUCACAAUGCGCAUGAUCUCACUAAAUGGGAUCUCUUCAGUAACUGCUACAGAUUACUAAGAACUGGAAUUGAACACGGAGCUAUGCCAGAACAGAUAGUUGUUCAGGCACUGCAGUGUUCCCAUUACUCUAUUCUCUGGCAGCUGGUGAAAAUCACUGAAGGCUCCCCUUCCAAAGAGGACUUGUUGGUAUUGAGGAAAACUGUGAAAUCCUUUCUGGCUGUCUGCCAGCAGUGUCUAUCAAAUGUCAACACUCCAGUCAAAGAACAGGCUUUCAUGCUGCUCUGUGAUCUCUUGAUGAUUUUUAGUCAUCAGCUGAUGACUGGAGGUCGAGAAGGUCUUCAGCCUUUGGUGUUUAAUCCAGAUUCAGGCCUUCAGUCAGAACUUCUCAGUUUUGUGAUGGACCAUGUCUUUAUUGACCAAGAUGAUGAAAACCAGAGCAUGGAGGGAGAUGAAGAAGAUGAAGCUAACAAAAUAGAAGCUUUACAUAAGAGAAGAAACCUUUUGGCUGCCUUUAGCAAGCUGAUAAUUUAUGACAUUGUGGACAUGCAUGCAGCAGCAGAUAUCUUCAAACACUAUAUGAAGUACUACAAUGACUAUGGAGAUAUCAUUAAGGAAACCCUGAGCAAAACCAGGCAAAUUGAUAAAAUCCAGUGUGCAAAGACACUCAUUCUCAGUUUGCAACAGCUGUUUAAUGAGCUUGUUCAGGAGCAAGGUCCCAAUUUGGACAGGACAUCUGCCCAUGUUAGUGGAAUUAAGGAACUGGCCCGUCGGUUUGCCCUCACUUUUGGCUUGGAUCAGAUCAAGACAAGAGAGGCUGUGGCCACACUACACAAAGAUGGCAUAGAGUUUGCCUUCAAAUAUCAGAAUCAAAAAGGACAAGACUAUCCACCUCCUAACCUUGCUUUCCUUGAAGUGCUUAGUGAAUUUUCUUCUAAACUCUUGCGACAGGACAAAAAGACUGUUCACUCCUACUUGGAGAAGUUUCUGACAGAACAGAUGAUGGAAAGAAGAGAAGAUGUAUGGCUUCCACUCAUCUCCUAUAGAAACUCACUAGUAACGGGUGGCGAAGACGACAGAAUGUCCGUUAACAGUGGAAGCAGCAGCAGCAAAGCCUCUUCAGUGAGGAAUAAGAAAGGACGACCACCACUCCACAAAAAGAGAGUAGAAGAUGAGAGUCUAGAAGGCUCGUGGCUGAACAGGAAUGAAAACAUCCAUACCCCAGGGACACUGCAAGCACCACAGCUCACCUCAACUGUCUUGAGAGAGAACACGAGACAAAUGGGAGAGCAGAUCCAGGAGCACGAGUCGGAGCAGGGAUCUGAACAAGAUUUUUUACACAAUCCCCAGAUGCAGAUAUCUUGGUUGGGCCAACAGAAGCUAGAAGAUUUAAAUCGAAAGGACAGGACAGGAAUGAACUACAUGAAAGGGAGAACUGGUGUAAGGCAUGCAGUACGAGGUCUAAUGGAAGAUGAUGCUGAGCCCAUCUUUGAAGAUGUAAUGAUGUCCUCACGAGGUCAGCUAGAGGAUAUGAAUGAAGAAUUUGAGGACACAAUGGUCAUUGAUCUGCCACCUUCAAGAAACCGGCGAGAACGGGCUGAACUGAGGCCAGACUUCUUUGACUCCGCAGCUAUCAUUGAGGAUGAUUCAGGAUUUGGGAUGCCUAUGUUCUGAAGUCUGGUGAAGACAUUUUACAAAUUUGGAACUCUAUUGUUUAGAGCUAGAGGCCUAUAUACUGUGAUAGCUUGUAUGAAAACCACAUUUUUGAUGUGAUACGGUUUGAUUUUUAACCAAAUGAUUAAGGUCAGUCCCUUUUUGUAGUGACAGAAAGAAGAGGAACUUCUUAAUGACACACAGGAAUGUUGGCCAAUCCAGUCACCUCAGAAGGGCUGACCUAAAAAAUCAUUUGUAUCCCUGUUCUUGACUGUCCUAAUACAGAUAAUUUUUUUUUUUCCCCCCCCUGGAUGAGGAGGAAGUUUUAAAUUGUUAAGACAGCUGUUGAAAUAAACACUGUUCUACAUAUGUUUUCUGAAAACAACAUUGAGUGAAAACAGAACUUUUUAACUUUAUUUUUCUGCUGUACAAUUUAAAACAGUUUUAACAUUUGCCUUUUUAUGUUUUAAAAGCUAGCCAUUUUUAUUAAACCUAUGCCUAUCAGCCAUUGACUAGCAAUGAUGCUAUAAGCAGGUCGUUCUGGCUACAGAAAAGUGUUUUUGAACACACUGGAUUUGAUUAACAUUAUGGUACGCUUAUAUCCUCUCAUAGGCAUUGAGAAGAACACUCUUAUAGAAGAGGUUAGAAUUCUAAUGACGUGCAUCUCUGCCAAAAAAUUUCAGAUUCUGAUAUGAUAAACCCAGAUUUUAUACUCUUGAGAAGAUUUAUUUUUAUUUAUAAUGGGACAUAAAGUAAGAGAUGUCCGUGAAGCCACUUUUCCAACAGAUGCUGUGUAACAUUCAUUUUAUAUAGCACAUGGGGACACAAAAACAGUAAAUUUUCUAUUGGUACUUGCUCUGUGCAUUUUUAGCAACUUAUACCAGCAAAUAAAGUAUUCUCAG
Cariama cristata (Red-legged seriema) is the source of this 3827-nucleotide messenger RNA. RefSeq names its product stromal antigen 1 (gene STAG1). Gene Ontology annotation, molecular function: chromatin binding. The record is from RefSeq and is a predicted model, not a curated record. The annotation marks the transcript as partial. Gene Ontology annotation, cellular component: nucleus; chromatin; cohesin complex. Gene Ontology annotation, biological process: sister chromatid cohesion. NCBI's taxonomy places the organism in Eukaryota, Metazoa, Chordata, Aves, Cariamiformes, Cariamidae. The transcript is spliced from 26 exons.